This is a messenger RNA of Anthonomus grandis grandis, 1745 nucleotides long. RefSeq names its product achaete-scute complex protein T4-like (gene Ase). Bases 447 to 1481 code for a protein of 344 amino acids. NCBI's taxonomy places the organism in Eukaryota, Metazoa, Arthropoda, Insecta, Coleoptera, Curculionidae. Gene Ontology annotation, molecular function: protein dimerization activity. The transcript has 2 exons. The record is from RefSeq and is a predicted model, not a curated record.
UAUAUUUACUUUAUCUAAACUAUAUUUUGGCCAUUUUUAUAUAAUUCCUAACCAUUGCACAUAUCCCGGGUCCCUCAUGUGUGUUAUAGUUCUUUAAAAACACGGUCUGCCGACCGGCCAGGGGGAACAGCUGUUAAAGUCGAGCCGCCGAAACACCCCUCGAUCACUGAAAAUGGGUGGAGUUUAUUGCCGUCGCGCUCGUGCCACAUGCCAAACGGUAAAAUUAGAUCGAAAAACUUUUAGUUCAUUCUAUUUCUUGAUUUCAAACGGCACGCGUUUACCCUCAAAACAUUCGCGCCCAUUCGCAACCUCAAUUGAAAACAUCCGGCCGAAGUGACAUCUCCAGUGACCUUAACAUAUGAUUCAUUAAUAUUAGUGACUAUUAGUAGCAUGUGUUAUUUAUUUCGUAACGAGGAUAAUUAAAGUUUAAAUAAUUACUAGUUAUAAUGUCGCAGAUCAGUGUCGUACAGUACAGUCCACCUACCCCUAAAAUUCUACAUCAAAAUACCACAACAAAUCAAGGUAAAACUGGUGACAGGCAUAUUAUAGUGCUUAGAAAGCCGGCCCCAAUAUUACCUCAGCCGAAAGAUAUCCCCAAAGAAGAUAUUUUACUUACAAAUCCAGGUCGUAAAGGUGCUAAAAAGGCUGCAAAAGACUCAAAAACUAACCCGCAACCGAUGGCUGUAGCAAGAAGAAAUGCGCGGGAACGAAACCGCGUAAAACAAGUUAACAAUGGUUUUGCGAAUUUACGGCAACACAUUCCUAAUUUUAUUGCUCAAACCUUUGAAAGUGGUAAUGGCCGAGGCAAUAAAAAACUGAGCAAAGUUGAAACAUUAAGAAUGGCCGUAGAAUAUAUUAGGAGCUUGGAAGAACUAUUAGCCAUGGAUGGAUAUGCCUUACCAUACAGUGAUGAAGCAAAUUUGUGCUCUUCGCCAACAUCCCAGAAUGAAUCGAGUGAAAAUCAGUGUUAUUCCUUUGGAAUGUCUGACGAAGAUGACGAUUUCUCUUCUGUAGCAACUGCGUCUCCGCAACAAUAUAUCCGAAUUAAUACUACCAAUAAUUCAUAUGAAGUUGUACCAAUAUCGCUAUAUGAAAACUCAGAAAAUAUGGAUCCUUCAAUAUCUUCUGAACAGCAUAGUAUUUUGCUAGACUCUGGACUUGAUUUAAAUUCUCAGGACCUCUCAUAUCUUCAAGUAAGUGCAUUACAAAAUACAGCAGGUUCACUCAGUCCAGAACUAUAUAGUGAAAACUCCUUGAGUCCAAACAGUGAGUCGAAGAUGCAAGAGGGUUUACCUCAAAAUUGUUUUAUUCCUGUUUUUACAUCCGGUAGAUUGGGAGAUAACUUUAAUGUACAUGUAAAAACUGAAAUAAGUGACUUGCCAACAAUUUUGUUAAAAGAGGAAGAGAGCCCAAAAAUUGAACAAAAUAUUCAAGCAAACUGGUGGGAGCAGACUAUAGGACGAAGCGAUACUAACAGCUAGCAAAGGCCUUACAAUUAGGUGUAUAUAUCAUAACUGAAGUGAUCUCAUCAACAUAUUUUUAUAAAAAUAAGACUUACUAACAAGCCAGUUAUUCAUCUAGUUAACUAUUUAUUAAUAAUAAUUUGUACAUAGUCUGUGUUAGUUAGACAAUAAAAUUUGUAGUUUUAGUGCCUUAUAUUGUAUCAUAAAAACUGAUAUUUAUUUGUAAAUAUUUUUUUAAAUUAUAACGUGUUUUUUGUUUUUUGGAACGACAAGGUGACUUGU